UAAUCAGGCUUCUCUCAGGUCGCUCUGUUGUGGGGUCCUUGCUGGCUGCGCUUCCUGGUCCACGUAUUGAGAAGAUCACCAAUAUCCUCUUUGACAGAUAAUGACAUUUGACCGUGUUUAUCCAGCCUGUAUUUCUCUUUCAUGCCCAGCAGUCAAACCCCGGCGGUAGCCAGCUGAUCUCACACAUCUGGACAUCUUGACGUCGUUUCAAACGGAUACAAAAUGUCUUGGUUUGCUGAUUUGGCUGGGAAAGCUGAGGACUUCCUGAAUAAAGUGGACCAGGGAGCUGCCACUGCCCUGACCAAAAACCAGUCGAGAACAUCCUCCUUUUCGUCAUCCUAUGGAGAGGAAUCACUUGUGAAACCCGAAUAUAGCACUUCAGAGUACACGACCCAUGCAGCUGUGACACAUCAUGCCUAUGUAUCGUCUGAUGACGCACCCAGCUUUAUCUCUGCAGCAGCUGGCAACAUUAAGAGAUCCAGUGCUACCCUGCUGGCUGGUACCGCCAACGUGGCCAGUACGGCCAACAUGGCCAGUACUCCAUCCGCUUCUGGCAGCAGCCCCCCCAACUCUGCAAAGACCUCGUCUGGCUUUGUGAGGCCCAAAAAGAGCGAGCAGGAUGUGGACGAUGACAUGCUUUUUGACUUUCUGAACAGCUCGGACCCUCCGGUCAGCAACAGGAGGGAUUCGAGAAGGGAACAGGUGAAAGUGUCGGUUGCGGUUACUGAGGCCCAAAACCCAACACCUCCUCCUUCCACCACUCCUCACACCGUCCCCUCAGCCCCGUCGACGCCCCCCUCAACCCGGGGUGUAUCCAGGGCCUCGAGCAUGAGCUCACUGUCUGCUCACAGCCUCAAAACAUCAGAGGAGAGCUCUGCUAAAGAACAAAGCCAAGACACACCUGAGAGUUCAGACUCAGGCUUGGCUGUCCCUCAAGAGUCCAUCAGGCAGGAGCCUCCUCCUCCUCCUCUUCCCACAGAGGAGCCGCAGAGCCACAUCCUGUCCAGUCUGCGUCUGGAGAACCAGCUGCUGCGCAGUGAGGUGGCCUCCCUCAACCAGGAGAUGGCUUCAGUCAUCCAGAGAGCAAAAGACUUACAAGAUGAAUUGAACCAGGCCCGUCUACGUGCAGACAGGUGGAACUCGGAGCAGUCUCAGACAGACCGGAUGGUACGGGAACUUCGGUCAAAGGUUGAUGACCUAACAGAGGCUCUCUCUGCUAAAGACGGUCAACUCGCCAUCCUGAAAAUCAGACUAGAUGAAGCUGAUCAGAUGCUGAAGUCCCGCUGUGCUGCAUUAGAGGAGGCACAGAAGGAACGGUCAAGAAUUAUGCAAGACCACACAGAAGGGAGCAGCAUGCAGAACCAAGCUCUUGAAACGAUACAGGAGAGGCUGCGAGAGGCUGAUUUGGCCGUCAGGAGGGAGCAGGACAGCUACAGGCAGAUGCAGAAUGAGUUUGGCGGCCGCCUGUCCAAGGUGGAGGCAGAGAGGCAGACCCUCGCAGAGACGGUGACUGCAGCAGAGCGGCGAGCUGCAGAGGAGAAGCUCAGGGUCGACGACCUCCAGUCACAGCUGAAAAGUGCUAAAGCUGCAGCUGAGGCUGCCAAACAGGAGUUGCAAGACUACAAGCACAAAGCUUCACGCAUCCUUCAAUCCAAAGAGAAGUUGAUCAGCAGUCUGAAGGAGGGAUCUGGUCUGGACACUCUGGAUGGCAGCGGGACCAUGGCUCUGGAGCUGGAGGACCUGCGUCACGAGAGGGAAAUGCAGAAAGAGGACGUCCAAAAACUACAGGGCCAAGUGCACACACUUCGGAUAGAAAUACAGGAUUUAGAGAAUCAGGCUGUGACUGAGGCAGACUCAUGGAGGGAGCAGCAGCUGCAGUUUGAGGAGCAAAUGGCCUACCAGCACAGACUAAAGCAGGAGGUGGAGGCUGAGCUCGAGCGCUACAAACAGGAGCUGCAGUAUCUAGAGGAAGAACAACAUCGAGCCAAAACCACUCUGCAGAGCAGAGUCAAGGACAGAGAGGAUGAAAUCCAAAAACUCAGGAACCAGUUGACCAACAAGACCCUCAGCAGCAGCAGUCAAACGGAGCUGGAGAAUCGUCUCCACCAGCUGACAGAGACGCUGAUCCAGAAGCAGACGAUGCUGGAGGCUCUGGGCACAGAAAAAAGCUCCCUGGUGUUUCAGCUGGAGCGCCUGGAACAGCAGCUGAAGAACUCACAGGGAGGACAAAGUGGAGGGCCGAGCAUCAACAUGAGCGGUCUGGAGGGACCAGUGGCACGACAAAGAAACACACCCGUCCUUUUCAGCGAUCAGGACAGUCCAGGAAUGUACGGCAAAGUGCGCAAGGCAGCCAGCACCAUUGACCGUUUCAGCAUCAGACUGGGUAUCUUCUUGAGGCGCUACCCCAUGGCCAGAGUUUUUGUCAUUCUGUACAUGGCUGUACUGCACCUGUGGGUCAUGAUCGUUCUCUUGACCUACACACCAGAAAUGCACCAUGGGCAUCCAGGUGGAAGAUAGAAGACUUGAAUUUUACUGUUGGUAUUAAAAAGGUUUGUUCUACGACCUUCAAUGGUGAAAGGAUGGUACAAGCUGCUGGAAUAUGGGCUCUGGGUCCUAACUCUCCCUGUUUUGCACAGAAAUGCUAUGACUUAAAUACAUUUCCUCUGAUUUAUUCUUUAUUUUUUACAACUGAAGAUUGAUGGCUGACAGCUGCAUUGCGUUUUAAAAUAAUGACAGAGUGAUAUAUUGUAUUGGUGGUCUGCCGAAAGGAAGUUAAAUCAAACGUGAGCCCACAUCUGUUCUUCUCCUCAUCUGCUUUCAGACCUCUGGUCUCUUGAGAGAUUGUAUUUAACACUAUGUAAAGAAAUAAUCUUUUAAUAAACAAAUUAGAAGAAACAACAAAGCUUGGCUAUUUUCUUAUAGAUAAU
This is a messenger RNA of Centropristis striata (black sea bass), 2927 nucleotides long. RefSeq names its product golgin A5 (gene golga5). Gene Ontology annotation, cellular component: Golgi membrane; Golgi cisterna. The transcript has 13 exons. NCBI's taxonomy places the organism in Eukaryota, Metazoa, Chordata, Actinopteri, Perciformes, Serranidae. The record is from RefSeq and is a predicted model, not a curated record. The coding region runs from base 223 to 2517 and encodes 764 amino acids. Gene Ontology annotation, biological process: retrograde transport, vesicle recycling within Golgi; Golgi organization.